AUGGCGCUGUCAACCAUCAGCUCCCUCAACGAGUCCUUCACCUCCGCGGUGCGAUUUGGCACAGAGAAAUACACACCGUUGACCGAAAAAGAGAAACAAAAUUCUGAGGAGGAUGCGACAGGUGAUGCAGCCCAAACCAACGAAAUGUCUAGCUUGGACAACACGCUGCCCGCUGCUAUGAACGUGAAUUCGCCAGUACAGGACUUGCAUGCGGCAUCAAAACAAGAGCCAGAGAAGCACUCGGCAUCAGAACUGACAGAUUCUCAGAAAGUGACUGAGGGCGAUGAGGCUCCGUCGCCUAUGGAUGUCCAAGAGGAUAUACAAAAUUCAACAGCUGACGCUCGAGGUGUGUCAUUACAGCAAGACCAGAACGCCUCGUCGCAAGGUCUCGCAGCCACACAAGGCAGAUGCAAGGAGUGUCGUGGAGCAAAGCAAGAAGGCAAUGACAGCGAAGAAGCAUCAUCAGGUGACGAGCCGGAACCAGAAGUCUGUAGCUGA
Phanerochaete carnosa HHB-10118-sp is the source of this 498-nucleotide messenger RNA. RefSeq lists its product as uncharacterized. The transcript has a single exon. The record is from RefSeq and is a predicted model, not a curated record. The coding region runs from base 1 to 498 and encodes 165 amino acids. NCBI's taxonomy places the organism in Eukaryota, Fungi, Basidiomycota, Agaricomycetes, Polyporales, Phanerochaetaceae.